AUGGCGACGGAAGUGGCGAGACCGGCGCCGAGGCCUACCAUGCCCACGAUAACGCAGUCCAAGAGGCCUAUACUUAUUUACCCCACUGUGUCGCCGGAGAGCAUAAUCGUGCCCAUAGUCUCCUGCAUACUGGGCUUUCCAAUACUGGCGCUGCUGCUCAUUUGUUGCCUCAGGCGGAGGGCUAAGCUCGCCAGGGCUCGCGCCAGGAGACGCAACUGCGACGUGGAGCACGGGGCGCUCAGCCUCGUGAGAUUCAGUCCGGUGCAUCGGCUGGCUGGAAUAGAGAAGCCUCCUAAAGCCAUGCCCAUACGAGCCGAUCGAGGAUCUCGAGCGUUUGCCGCUCUUGAACUGGACACCGUCCUGGAAGAGCGCUCCGACCCCGAGAUGAGCACUGCGGUCGAGCUCAGUAGCCCUGAAUAA
Molecule: messenger RNA, 420 nt
Organism: Nasonia vitripennis (jewel wasp)
Lineage: Eukaryota; Metazoa; Arthropoda; Insecta; Hymenoptera; Pteromalidae
Exons: 3
Coding region: 1-420 (139 amino acids)
Source: RefSeq, a predicted model, not a curated record